This is a messenger RNA of Neocloeon triangulifer, 2629 nucleotides long. It is a transcript of the gene RSG7, whose product is annotated as regulator of G-protein signaling 7. Bases 365 to 1876 code for a protein of 503 amino acids. The record is from RefSeq and is a predicted model, not a curated record. Lineage: Eukaryota; Metazoa; Arthropoda; Insecta; Ephemeroptera; Baetidae. The transcript has 10 exons. Gene Ontology annotation, biological process: regulation of G protein-coupled receptor signaling pathway; G protein-coupled receptor signaling pathway; intracellular signal transduction.
CCGCCCCUUUAAAAUGAAAACAACAAACAGCCUUCUGCGGAAGGUGGCGAAGGAAGUGUGAAAAAUUAUGGAAAAUGCGAGUUUUUCGCCCUGCGGCAAGAGCGUUUGAACUUUUGCGCCUUUGGCGGGGCAAAGGGCGGGGCGGCUGCGCUCGGGGCAGCCGUCGUUGGGUUCGGCCGUAGACGUCAAAUCGCAAAAUGGCAGUGGUGAGAGGGUGAUUGGAUAAUUCGCAGCCUAAUCCACUUGAUUAAGUGGGCUUUGAAAAGGCCGAGGGCCUCAGGGAGGCGCGCCGCGGCCGCCCCACGUUUCUGCGAAAGCUGCCGCCGGCCCAGUUCGCCGCACGAGGCCCCCAGGGGCCGAGAAAAUGGUGAUAGCAAUGCCGGAGACGAACAAGCAGUCGCCCCUGGCCGUCGCCUGCGUCUCCAACGCUGAAGAGUCGCCCAACAUUAUCGUCUACCGAAAGAUGGAGAAAAUCGUCGAGCAAAUGCAAGAUGAAUCAACUGGUGUCCCAGUUCGGACGGUAAAAAGCUUCAUGUCCAAGAUUCCGUCAGUCUUCACAGGCUCCGACUUGAUCGCAUGGAUGAUGAAAAAUCUGGACGUCGAAGAUCAAAUUGAAGCUUUGCAUGUGGCUCAUUUGAUGGCGUCGCACGGCUAUUUCUUUCCCAUCGAUGACCACAUCUUAACCGUGAAGAACGACGGCACAUUCUACCGAUUCCAGACUCCGUACUUCUGGCCGUCAAAUUGCUGGGAGCCGGAAAAUACAGAUUACGCCGUCUACUUGUGCAAAAGAACAAUGCAGAACAAGGCCAGACUGGAGUUAUCGGAUUUUGAGGCGGAAAAUCUUGCGCGACUGCAGAAGAUGUUUUCCAGAAAGUGGGAAUUUAUCUUUAUGCAGGCGGAAGCUCAAAGUCGUGUUGACAAAAAGAGAGACAAACUGGAGCGGAAGGUACUUGACUCUCAGGAGAGAGCUUUCUGGGACGUGCACAGACCUGUGCCUGGAUGUGUGAACACUACUGAAAUAGACAUCAAAAAGGCUUGCAGUAUGAAUAAACCAACCCAGCAGAAGUCGCUUCCGAUUGCCAAGCCUUCUCCGAGCCCCAUGUUUCCUCUAGAGGCGAGCAACAUGGCAGCUGCUGUGAUAAAUGCCAUUAGCGUGUCUGCAGCUGUCACCACCACAGCCCAUGUUGAGCCCCAGAAAGACCCAGUUAUCGUAGUAAAAAGAGAAAUUGAAACCCUAAGACAAAAGAUCGAUCGACGAAACUUCAAAAUAUCCAAAGUGGCUGAGAGUUAUAUUUCCUAUUACGAGCAAUAUUACGAGUACGAUCCAUUUUUCACUCCACCUGAAUUACCAAAUCCUUGGACUUCUGAAAGUUUGGAGACAUGGGAUCCAGAAAAGCAACUUGAGGUAUCAGCUCGUAGGGUUAAGAGGUGGGCGUUCAGCUUGAAAGAGCUGAUGAUGGACCCUGCAGGCAGGGAGCACUUCAGCAAGUUUUUGGAUAAGGAGUUUAGCGGGGAGAAUUUAAAGUUCUGGGAGGCUGUGGAAAACCUGAAGAGUUUGCCGCUUUCUCAAGUGGCGUCUGAGGUUGAUUCGAUCUGGAAUGAGUUUCUCGCCCCUGAUGCGAAGUGUUCUGUCAACAUUGAUUGUAGGUCACUUGAGCUGACAAAAGAGGCCAUGGCCACGCCCUCAAGAUCGAGUUACGAUGUAGCUGCUGCUCAUGUUUAUCAGCUAAUGAGAACUGACAGUUAUCAGCGAUAUUUGAGAUCUGAAAUGUACAAGGACUUCUUGACUGGAACAAAAAAGAAGACCUCAGUGAAGGGCAUCAGGUCGAUUGUCAACUUCACCGGCAGAAAGGACACCCUGGUGCCUAGCACCUAAGUUUACCAUGGACGCUCCAGUGUUGAAUAUUUUGAUGCCAAAGAUGAAAAUGAGUGUUAUUUUAAUAUUCUGUUUAGAGCCAAACCGUGAGCCCUCUCUUUCAAUGUUGAAAGCGAAUAUAUCAAGAGAUGCAAUAAUUAAAAUGCAGAAAUUUAUGUGUAGAUAUUUUAAAAACGAACUCUGCAAAUAAUUGUAUAACUACCAGGAUACUGAGAUAUGCUUCACGUGUUACACAAAAGCGGAGAAUCUUCCUUACUGUUAAAUGUUGUAGAUGCUAAUAAGAAAAUUCACGUGCAGUAUUCACAAACUAUUGUGUAAUAAGCAUUUAACUGCUGUUCUAUAAGUGUUCUUCUUCUAUUUAUUGAACUUCACACUCUCUGUACAUUUUGUGGAAAAACGUACACGGAUCAAAAAAUGAUGACUAAUGUUAAGGCUGCUUUUAUCUUAAAAAGCAGAUCUACGGGUAUUUAAAUGCAUUUUACGGACAAAACACGCAAAAAUUAAUGUAUUGAAUGGAACCCUUUGAUUGGCUCCAUGGCAAUGUAUGAUCUUUGCUGCCAAAUUUAUUCCAGGUGUUGCCACAAAGAUUGUUGAAAUUUUGCUACUUGAAGCAAGAAGCAAAAAUGAAAUUGUGAAAAUUUAUGUAUAACAAUAAUACGCAGAGCCAAAGAACAAGAGUUAUUUUUAAUUUUUGACUACACUUACACCAUGAAAUAUCUAUUUUUUCUGAGGAUUGGAAUUUUGUUUAGAUCC